Molecule: messenger RNA, 2033 nt
Organism: Aphis gossypii (cotton aphid)
Lineage: Eukaryota; Metazoa; Arthropoda; Insecta; Hemiptera; Aphididae
Exons: 8
Coding region: 339-1322 (327 amino acids)
Biological process (GO): transcription by RNA polymerase II
Molecular function (GO): transcription coactivator activity
Source: RefSeq, a predicted model, not a curated record
AUAAUGUUUUAACCCGCGUUAGUGACAAUCAUAAUAUCCGGCAUAAUAUUGGAAUCAAACAAUGACAAUAAAUAUUAUCGUUUUUAAUGUCUUAACUAAUGACCAAAUACCUUUACUCUAUGGUACAAACGACUGUACCUAUAGUAUUUUAUUUUAUUUUGAUGUUAGUUAACAGUUUUAAACCGAAUUUUUGAGUUUCUCGACAUCAGAGGUUUGAUUUCCAUUCACAGGUAACUGAAUAAUCCAGCACAGAAUUUUGUUGUACAUUUGUUCGUUUUUGAAAUACGUUACAUUGAAGUUAUUUUCUUUGUCGUAAUCUAUUCUACAGGAAUAUAAAAAUGGAUGAUUCCUUGCCAGCUCUCUGUGAGAUUAUCCAUGGCUUAGGUGAAAGAUUACCACGCAGGGAUACAGUAGCUUUAAUUCAGUCAGUAUUAUUAAAACAAAUGAUCUUGUUGGUUCACCGUCUUCAAAAAGCUGCAAUUUUACAUAAUAACCAGUAUAUAUCAGUCAAACAUGUAUUAUAUGUUUUAAAAGAUCAUAAGGUCACCAUCAUUCGAAUUCUAUCAUACUAUUAUUUAAAAGAUAUUAUUCUAAAACUCAGUAAAAUAAGUAAAUUAGGCAGUAUUGAAGAAUUAGAGAAAAGAAAAAAAGGUAAAAAAUCACAAUUACAAGGAUUGUUAAAAGAUGACAUGGUUGACAAUAUUACAAAUGUUGAAGACGAAUCAUUAAAAUUAGAUCCAGCUGCUGCCUUGGCAGCCAUUGAUUUUACAACAAAAGAUCCAUCAUCACCUUCACCUACCAGUACAAAUGUCAAAUGUAUUUUUUCUAAACUCAGGAACACAAUUGCAGAAUUGAAAUUAAGUAUAAAUAUUACUGAAGAUGAAGUAAAAAAAGCUAAUGAAGCACGUCUGAUGAGAGUUAAUGAUAUAUCAAUUUUAUUAUCAGCCAGUGGAUAUGAAGGUUUUGAAAUGUGUAGAAGAAAAAGUUUUCAUGGUCGAUUAGGAGACAAGUUAUUAAUUCAAGUACAGGACGUUCUCCCAUGGGAUAUUACUAUCAAUAGUCAAGUUAAAGAUAUUCUGAUGUUUUUAGCUAAAGAAACAAUUAAUUGUCUUAUUGAUCGUGUGUUUGUAAUAAGAAACUGUCAUGACAUUUGUGAUGAAACUAAUAAAAAAAUUAUUAAGAAAACAAAAUAUCGAUCUAUUCUUGUUCAUGAAAUAACAGCAGUCACUUCACAAUUCUGGAAAAUUCCUUUGUCAAAAAUCCAUAACCCCUACAAAGAAGACGAUACUUUUUUUAACGAACAAUUGAUUUUUGAUUCAUAAACAGCAUUGCUUUGAUAAUUAAAUAUAAUUAAAUGUUUAUGUGAUAUGUAUAGCAUGAUUCAGAAUAACAAUAGUGUUAUGUUAUAUUACAAUCCUGAAAACCAUAUUAAUAUUAGUAUUGAUUAUGUUAGCAUAAUCAAAAAAUUAUAAAUAAAUUACAAAUUACAAAUUUAAAUAUAUAUUUUUGUCUAAAAGCAAGUGAUAUUAUGUAUAGUUUAAUUUAUAAUUUUAUAAUUUAAGUGCAGUUUUGAUGAAUUUUCUAUAUUUUUUUAAAAUAUAUUAAUUUAGUUUAUAAUUACUUAUUAAUAAAUAGUUCUAUUUUAUAUUAUAAUUGCAUUGUUUUAAAGUUUUUAAAAACUUAACAAUGCAUUUAUUGAAAAUAUUAAAUAAUGAAAUUGAAUAGAUUGAAUUAUAUUUUUCCCACAAUGUCUACUACAAACAGUUUUACUCUCUCAUUACUUAUGUAAUAUAAUUCAUUAUUGUCUUUUACAUAGUAUUUUAAUCUCAUAAACAAAAAAUGUUUUUUUAGCAGAAAGAUUUAUUUUUGUAUUUUAAAUUUAAAAAAUAGUAGUAAAUAAGAACAGCUAAAAUGUGAUACAUAAUCCGUAUUGUAAUUUUAUUACAAAGUAUUUACCUAAUUAUAAUGACUGAUUUACUCUAAGUUUUGUAUUUAUUGUAUUUAUAUUUAUUAAUAUCAAUAUAUGGACUAUA